Messenger RNA from Apis cerana (Asiatic honeybee), 2987 nucleotides. RefSeq names its product extracellular matrix protein f-spondin (gene fat-spondin). Gene Ontology annotation, biological process: cell adhesion. Gene Ontology annotation, molecular function: serine-type endopeptidase inhibitor activity. Gene Ontology annotation, cellular component: extracellular matrix. The record is from RefSeq and is a predicted model, not a curated record. Lineage: Eukaryota; Metazoa; Arthropoda; Insecta; Hymenoptera; Apidae.
UCUGAAGGAAAUACAAGAGCACGGAUCAACUGGAUUCUUCGGAAACCAGAGAACUCGAGCUUCGCCGUAUCUCGACGAGUAAUAGAAAUUGGCCGCAAGGAUGACGCCAUCUUUGCGACCAUUUGCGCGAGAAAAGAAAAAAUGGCAAAGAAAAAAAAAAUAUAUAUAUAUAUAUCGUUGGAAGCAUGCAACUACCGGGCGCUUCCAUCGUGGAAAGUAAAAUUUUGCGAGAAAACGCGUAGGCCCAAUAAACGCGAGCAAAAUUAGGAAGAUCAAUCCCCAACGAGAGUAAUAAGUAUACUUGCGAAUAAAAUUUAAAGUCGUGGAGAUUUAGACACCUGGGUGGAUCGUCGGCCAACUAUCGAGAGAAGAGAGUAUGUGCAGAAUACACAGAUAUACGUAACACAACAGCAUGCACAGUCGGUUCUGAGGGGCGCAGGCACAAGAGAGAACGGGAAGAAGGCAGAAUCGAGGGCAUCGAUCAUUUCAAGCUUCAUCAUGUUGCUCCUGACCGUGACAGCGUGUCUGGUGAUCACGGUGCAGGCCGGAUGCCCUAUGAGACCGACCGCGGAACAAACUUCCGCAUCGAGGACCACGGGUGACGGUGGUUACAGGAUACUCGUUAGCGGGAAAGCCGACAAAUAUAUUCCCAACGCUGUUUACACGAUCAGUUUGCAAGGCUCGCAAACGCACGAGAGAUUGCAACAGUUCACGCACUUCACUCUCUCCGUCAAUUCGCAACACGCGCCGAAUAAUCCCACGGCUCGAGUAGGAUACUUCCAACUGUUCCCCGAUGGUUUGACCACAUUCAACGAAGAUUGCGUCAAUACCAUCUCCGAAGCUUCAGAUUAUCCGAAGAACGAGGUCCAAGUGAUGUGGAGGGCACCGCCGUCAGGAUCAGGAUGCGUUAUAUUCACAGCCAUGGUCUUGGAGAACAACGUGCGCUGGUACGCCGAGGAUGGAGCUUUGACCAAGACCUUCUGCGAGAUGGACUCCACCGAGGUCGAGGCCUUGGACGGGGAGAAGUGUUGCGCCUGCGACGAGGCCAAGUACUCGUUGAUAAUGGAGGGGAUCUGGUCGAACGUGACCCAUCCAAAGGACUUCCCGUUCUCCGUUUGGCUGACCCACUUCAGCGACUUGAUCGGUGCCUCGCAUGUGCCGAGCUUCUCCUUCUGGGGUAAGGAUCACGUAGCCACGGACGGGUUUCGCCAGUUGGCCGAGUGGGGCUCCGCGUCCGGCGUAGAGACCGAGCUCAGAGCUAAUUCCAACAAAUUAAGAACCCUCAUCAAAGCUGCCGGGCUGUGGUACCCGAACGUAAACAGCAAUACGACCACUAACUUCAGAGUGGACAGAAAACGUCCUAUGAUCUCCGUGGCUUCCAUGUUCGGCCCGUCUCCGGACUGGGUGGUCGGUGUCAGCAAACUGAAUCUAUGCAGGAAAGAUUGUAGCUGGACGAAAAGCGAGAUAAUCGACCUGUACCCCUGGGACGCUGGCACGGAUAAUGGAAUCUCCUACAUGUCGCCCAAUUCCGAGACGACGCCGCGCGAGAAGAUGAAACCGAUCACCACGUUGUACCCCGAGGAUCCCAGGUCCCCUUUCUACGACCCCAGCGGAAGGCCGAUGCUGCCGCUUGCCAGGUUGUACUUGACCAGGGAGAAGAUUAUUCCACGGGGCUGCGACGAGGAGGUUCUUCAGCAGCAGGUCGCUCAGCUCGAGGUCGCCGAGAACACCGAGGACACUGUCAGGCCCGAGUGUCAGACCACGGAGUACACGACAUGGUCGAGCUGCUCGGUGAGCUGUGGCAAAGGAUUGAGAAUGCGUACCAGAUCGUACUUGAUGCCCGAGAAGGCAGCCAUGUUCAAGUGCAACAGACAAUUGGUCUCCAAGGAGAUGUGCGUCUCCUCGAUCCCUGAAUGCUCAGGCGAGGAGGACACGGACGAUGGUGUUGGCUCGUUGGCCGGUGUUAAUAACGAUGCUUUCUGCGAAACAACCGAUUGGGGCCACUGGUCGGAAUGUUCCUCCACGUGUGGGGUGGGGAUGAAGCUGAGGACAAGGCGGUUCAAGGAUCGGAUGGGUCGUAAACGAUGUCCCCACGUAUCCCUCGUCGAGAAAGUAAAGUGCAUGGAGCCGCCUUGCUCGCCCGGUUUGGAGGAACAGAUCGAUCCUACUUGCAAGGUGACCGAUUGGUCGGAUUGGUCCCCGUGCAGCGCCUCGUGCGGCAAAGGUGUGAAAUUAAGAACCCGAUUGCUGAUGGUCGACCCGUCGAAACAGCAAGAAUGCUCCUCGAAAAUGGAACUGGUCCAACAGCGGCCGUGUUUGGACCAGGCUGACUGCACAUUCGACAUGGCGACUGCAAAAGUGGUUUGCAUGGAGGAGCCGAACGCUGGACCCUGCAGGGGAUAUUUCCAGAGGUGGGCGUUCGUUCCCCAAAAGUUGAUGUGCGUGCCGUUCGUCUACGGCGGUUGUCGUGGCAACAGGAACAACUUCUUAACGGCCGAGGAGUGCAACAACACUUGCGGCAUUGUGCGAGCGAUUCUCAGCGGACAGCCGUUGAACGCAACCGACGUUCAAGUCGCCCCAAUAUCGCCGGCUCUGCCACCUGUACAUUGUGUCGUGAGUGGCUGGUCACCUUGGACACCUUGCAGCGUUUCCUGCGGGACAGGCCGCGUGACCAGUUUCCGCACGAUUCAGCAAGAGGCACGAAACGGAGGGAAUCCUUGUCCCAAGAAACUUCAGCGUCGAUCUAGGUGUCAGCUGGCGCCGUGCGAAUAAUAAUUUUGAGAAGGAAAAUUCCUUUUUUUUUUUUUAAUACGUCUAAAACGACGAAUAAAUAAGACGAAGGACCGAGACGGGACCGUUUAAUUGGAAGAAGUUUUUGAACACGGAAAAUUUUGAAGGGGAAGAACGGAUUGUUAGUUUGUAGUCUUUUCUUUUUUUUCUUACACACGACAUGAUGGGUAUGAAAUAAACCGAUGUAUCAGAAUAAA